AUGAACCCGUCCUCGGUCCUGGUGCCAAAGGCCACGGCUAUUCCCGGCUGUAUCCUGCGCACCUCGCGACAAUGCUCGAAACAUAACCAGACAGUCAAUGCUUGGUCGUCCCCUUCGGCGCGUCAAUACCAUGUCACCACCAUUCACUCGCCUGUCAGGCGUCGAAGGGACAGCUUUUUCACGAAGAAACGCCCAGAUUUCAUCACCACUAGGACUUUUCAUGUCACGAAUGUCCUUGCGAUUGCCGACCCGUACAAGGUUCUAGGAGUGGACAAAGGCGCCUCCGCGGGCGACAUCAAAAAGGCCUACUAUGGAAUGGCGAAAAAGUAUCACCCGGAUACCAACAAAGACCCAGACGCCAAGGAGAAAUUUGCAGAGGCUCAGUCGGCAUAUGAGUUGCUUUCGGAUCAGAAGAAACGCGAGACGUACGAUCGAUUUGGUUCCGCUGCAUUUGAUCAGAGUGGUGGCUUCGACCCCAGCGGCGGCGCGGGUCCAGGAGGUCCUUUCGCUGGUGGUGGUUUUGGUGGUGGAUUCGGCGGAGGGUUUGGCGGGGGCUUCCCUGGCGGCUUUGCGGCGGAUAUCAAUUUCGAAGAUCUGUUCGGGGCUUUUGCGGGUGGUGCUCGCCGUGCUGGACGUGGCAGGCGCGGUCCUUUCCAGGAGGUACUGGUCGGCGAAGAUAUUGAGGUUCAGACGAAUAUCUCCUUUAUGGAGGCGGCAAAAGGCACAUCUCAGGACGUCGUGAUCACUCCUCUGAAAGAGUGCGGCUCUUGCAAGGGAGACGGUCUCAAACCAGGCGCAAAGCGUACGCAAUGUCGCCAAUGCAAUGGUUCCGGUACUCGAGUACAUUUCAUGCAGGGAGGCUUCCAGGUGGCUGCCACUUGCGAUGCUUGUGGAGGAGCGGGUCUCAUCGUGCCUCGGGGCUCGGAGUGCGGUUCCUGCAAUGGAAACGGUGUGGUCCGCGACCGAAAGACUGUUCGUGUUGAUAUACCCGGAGGUGUGGAAGAUGGUAUGCGAUUGAGGAUAUCAGGCGAGGGCGACGAACCUCCAAGGGGAAUUUCGGCUGCGCCUGGCGCGCGAACGCAGCGCGGUGAUCUUUACGUAUCGAUCCGUGUUUCUCCUGACGACCGGUUCAGUCGCUCCGGAUCCGACAUUUUAUACACGGCCACGAUUCCUCUUACCACAGCACUACUCGGUGGUGAAGUGACAGUCCCAACCCUCGAUGGACAGGUCAAGGUCAAGGUUGCGACAGGAACCGGAACUGGGGAUCGCAUCACACUUUCAGGAAUGGGCAUGAAGAAGCUGGGCGGCCGGUCUAGAAACUUCACCCCAACUGGUGAUCUAAGGGUCGAGUUCAAGGUCGCCAUGCCCAAAUAUUUGACCAGUAACCAGCGCACAAUUCUUGAAGUCCUCGCCGAUGAGAUGGGCGACAAGACCGCUCGGCGGAUUAUGGACAUUCCACGGGAAGGGCCUCCUCCAUCAUCCGAUGGGCCAUCCGGAGAAGCUUCCAAGAACGAAGGGUUCCUCAAAUCCGCAUGGCACAAACUCAUGAACCACAAGAAGCCGGCUGACUCUAAACCUUCGCAGGGAGCUUCGACAAAAGAAGACUCCAGCGCCAAAACUGACAAGACUAAGAGCGACAGCACUGAGAGCGACAAUGACAAGAAGUCCGACUCGACGUAG
Molecule: messenger RNA, 1680 nt
Organism: Aspergillus calidoustus
Lineage: Eukaryota; Fungi; Ascomycota; Eurotiomycetes; Eurotiales; Aspergillaceae
Source: the annotation of a GenBank genome assembly